AACACGUGUGAAUGAUAAACAGCUGUUGAAGCCGCAUUUUAUUUUUAUUUGGAAGAGGAACAGUACUAAGUUCUUAAACUAAACAAGCAAAAUGUCUGCUAGUAAGCAAAAGAAACUAAAUACGAUGGAGGUGGACCCCAACGACGAGGACUCCAGUUCCAGCGAGGAUGACGAUGACGACGAACCGCACCCAGAUGCGUACCGAGGCAACGAGGAGGUGCAAAUUGACUUCGAGGGUCGUGCUCCAGUGGAUCCCGACGCCCAGGGAAUAUCACAGUUGCUGCAGAGAUUGUUCCUACGUGCCCACAUCAACUGCAACCAAAUGGCGGAUCUGAUCAUAGCACAAAACUACGUGGGAAGCGUAAUUUGCCAGUGCGACGACGAGGGUGCCGAGAGCGAAACGGACGACGAAAACAUGGUCGAGGAUGGCACUGUCUUCGGGAUCACCUCCGUGCUGAAUCUGACCGCCAAGAAGGACCAGCCCAGCAUCGCUCAGCUAAGAACGUACCUACAAGAUCGCGCCAAGUCCCACGCUUCGGAGCAAGUGCAACAGCAACUGAAGGAGCUCCUCGAUAGCGAACAACGCCAUGUGGGCUUCCUGGUCAACGAGCGGUUCAUCAACAUACCAGCCCAGAUCUCUGUGCCACUGCUGCAGAAUCUCCAGCAGGAAAUGGAAGCAGCCAAGGCAAAGAAAAUGAAGUUCGACUUUGGCACUCUGCUGCUCCUGGUUAAGUUCUACAGAAAAGAGGCCAAGAAGGGAAAACCUGCAGAGGACAACUACACCAAUGCUGAGGAUGAGUUGCUUUCUGACCGGGCCAAGUUCGCCUUCGAGUAUUCCGUGGCUUCUGAGACGGACUCUGGGAUGUCUGGUGAUUGGCUGGAAGGCGAUGCCGUGAUGACUCCCUACCGGAAACUUCUGGUCCUGGAGGCCAAGCAGCUGCCACAACUAGUUGACGACAUACAGGGCUUCAUUAAUGGUGAAUAAAUAAUAAUUCUGUUGAA
Drosophila elegans is the source of this 1002-nucleotide messenger RNA. RefSeq names its product protein BCCIP homolog. The transcript has 3 exons. The record is from RefSeq and is a predicted model, not a curated record. Gene Ontology annotation, cellular component: nucleus. The coding region runs from base 92 to 985 and encodes 297 amino acids. Lineage: Eukaryota; Metazoa; Arthropoda; Insecta; Diptera; Drosophilidae.